Dacryopinax primogenitus is the source of this 1387-nucleotide messenger RNA. RefSeq names its product kinase-like protein. Gene Ontology annotation, biological process: protein phosphorylation. Bases 1 to 1323 code for a protein of 440 amino acids. The transcript is spliced from 2 exons. NCBI's taxonomy places the organism in Eukaryota, Fungi, Basidiomycota, Dacrymycetes, Dacrymycetales, Dacrymycetaceae. Gene Ontology annotation, molecular function: ATP binding; protein kinase activity. The record is from RefSeq and is a predicted model, not a curated record.
AUGCACAAGGGUUAUCCAUACUAUAAACCUCGAUUCUGGGAGGCCGACGUGAUCGGCGUCGAGGACCUAGAGAAAUAUCGUGUUGGAGGCUAUUGCCCAAUUGCCCUCCAGUCAACGCUAUGCAACGGCCGCUACAAAGUUCUCCACAAGCUCGGCAGCGGCGGCUCAUCCACACAGUGGCUCGCGCGUGACCUCCAAGAUGGGGUAUUGGUUGCUGUCAAAGUCCUCGCGGCAGAGCGGCAAGAGACCGUGAACAACGAGCUCUUCAUGGCCGAGCGACUGGGAUCCCUUCCAACCGAUACGCCCGCGCUGCAGCAUUUACGUCUCCCGUUAUCCACCUUUCUCGAAAUGAGCCCGAAUGGGGAGCACACCUGCCUCGUCCAGCCGCUGAUGGGUCCCAGUCUCAACCAAAUGUUACGUCGUGGUGGGUGGAGGGAAGGGACAUUUCGAGUGAGAGCUCAGCUAGUACCGGUUCUGGCCCAGCAAGCGGCUGAAGUUCUACGUCUGCUUCACGGGAUGAGAAUUGCACUUCAUGACAUCACACUCUCCAACUGGGCAUUCGCUCUGUCCGAAUCCGUGCGAACAUGGACCGAGGAGGAGGUGUACUACGUCCUUGGACGCCCGAAGGUGGCGCCAGUGAUGACGGUGGAUGGAUCAGAACCGGGGCCACAUGCACCUGCCGAGGUGGUAGCACCCGCAGACAUGUCGGGUCCCGCAAUGGCAUCGUUCUUGAAGGAGUCAAUCGUGUGCAUCGAUGUAGGAGAUGCAGUGCAGCUUGACGAAGGCCCUCUUCAAAGGCAGCCCACCGUCCCGAUUCACUAUCGGGCCCCCGAGGCGAUGCUUGAAAGCCAACUCAGCUUGGCCUCGGACAUAUGGUCCUUCGCUAUGUUGAUCUUCAAUAUCCUCAGUGGCCAACCCCUUAUCGAACCAUUCUUGUCAAGUGAGCAAGAUGUCUUGCGGCAGAUGGAGAUACUCCUCGCCACGCCUCCCAGUUCUCUUCGAUCACGAUUUAUCAACCACAGUGCAGUACCUUAUCCAGUAGAGAUCUUGCCGGCAGAGGCGGCCAGGUAUACUGCAAAUUGGGCUGAGCUGGAGAGACGCCUGCGGUGUGUUGGCACCAGGGACGAGCCUAAGGCCUCUGUGGUUGUGGAUAGAUUACCGAUAUUGGCCCGCUUGCAUACUCGACUUACCGAGGAAGACGUGCAGACUUGGAAAACACUCCUGUCAAAGAUGCUGACCUGUACGCCAGAUGAACGGCCCGAUAUUGGCAUGGUUUGUGCGUGGCUUGAGAAGCACGGCGGCAGAGCCACGUUUGCCUAUUAGUUCACUAUAUCAGCCCAUCCGUAGACCCCCAACCGAUAGGGUGGUGCCAUUGAUAUUAUUUAAU